Xylaria bambusicola is the source of this 1857-nucleotide messenger RNA. RefSeq names its product UbiA prenyltransferase family-domain-containing protein. Lineage: Eukaryota; Fungi; Ascomycota; Sordariomycetes; Xylariales; Xylariaceae. The transcript has 2 exons. Gene Ontology annotation, cellular component: mitochondrial inner membrane. Gene Ontology annotation, biological process: ubiquinone biosynthetic process. Bases 655 to 1584 code for a protein of 309 amino acids. The record is from RefSeq and is a predicted model, not a curated record. Gene Ontology annotation, molecular function: 4-hydroxybenzoate polyprenyltransferase activity.
AUAUGUCGCAAGAGCGAUUACACAGUCAUGGUCUCAUGGGGAAUAGGAACUUGUUAAGGUGAGAAAUUUCGCUGCCUACACUGGUGCUCAAUAUGGAAAUUAUGACAUGAGUGUACCUGAAGGCAUACCCCUUGCAUUAGAUUAAUUACUCUGCAUCAAACCAGUGAUGUACUGUCAAUGAGUAGCAUCGAGGUAAUGGUAUUCUCACCUGCCCUCGUAGAAUAGUAUCCGGGGGGAGACGGGGGUGUUUUGGGUGGGCGUAUACCUAAGUGUCCAUGUCCAGGGUAGUGUAAGCUGCACCUAGGCGCCGAUUCCGCCAUCAGCUAACAUGGCGCAGGCGUCAAUGUAUGCAAAGGGGUGGCAAGGCCAAAUUCGUGGCUAUGAACUUCGCGGGGUUGUUCUAGGGACGUGGGUCUAUAUCGCAGACGAGAAGAGCUCCUUCAGACCCUCUAGGACCGGGGCCAGGACAAAGAGCCGGCGCGAAGGAAGUAUGCUAGGAUGUGUGUGCGCGAUAAAACCACACGAGAAGUAGCGUAGAUCGAUAUGAAGGCUUAUAAUUUUCUCAUCUUCUUCAUAUCUUGUAAGCUAAGCAGGCUUUCACUUGGAUUCUUGACAUGAUCACUUCUGGGAUUCUUUGAUCAAAGAAACGCAACAAUGACACACUCCAACAAGAGUGCACCCGUCCCACAGGAGAAGGAGAAUACACGAAAUGCAUUUGCGAGACAGUAUGGUGGCAUUCACAGUGGCACUUGGGUCGAUCUCUUCCCAUCAUCCUGCAUCCCCUACAUACAACUAUCACGUCUCAGCCCUCCGGUAGCCUUCUUUCUCAUCUAUCUACCUCACCUCUUCGGUGUGGCUCACGCCGCAAAAGUUCACAAUACGCCUAUCGAAGAGGUAAUUCGCACGAGCGUCAUUCUUUUAGGCGGUAGUUUCUUCUGCAACAAUGCCAGCCACGCUUGGAAUGACCUCAUCGACGCAUCCAUAGACAAAGUGAUCCCUAGAACACAAAAUCGUCCAAUUCCCCGCGGCGCAAUUAGUCCCAGGGCCGCUCUCGUAUUCACAGGUUUUCAGGUUCUUGGAGCUGUAUCUUUCCUACUGGUGCUGCCGGCCUCGGCUGUCAAAGCAUCUAUUCCAACAAUUCUCAUCACAACAUACUAUCCAUUCGCGAAGAGGCACACUCAUCUCGCCCAGUUUUGUCUAUUCUUGGCCGCCGUUGUCUGGGUAGUAAUCUUUGACACAGUCUACGCACACCAAGACUUGCCAGCCGACCUUGAAGUUGGGGUGAAAAGCAUGGCAGUCCUGAUCAAGGGCCGGGCGAAGCUUGUGCUAUGGCUAUUCUGGGCAUGCUUGGGAGGAUUCCUAGGCUGCAGUGGGUAUUUUGGAGGGAUGGGACUUCGGUACUAUGCCAUUUCAAUGGGUGGAUGUAUAGCGCUGAGUGGAAUCGUGAUCCUACGUGUGGACCUGGAAGACCCAAGAAGCUGUUGGAAAUGGUUUUCAUCAGGUUUCUGGCUUACGGGGACAUCUAUCGCGGCAGGCAUGUUAGCCGAAUACCUUGCAGAGUUGUACUAUGCAGCACGAGUGUAACCAUGAAUGUCUAGCUGAUAGAUACAACAAGAAGGUGGUCCGGAUCAAUUGCGGUACGGUCAUGUAGAGCCUCGAUGCAUAUAACACUUUUUGUGAAAUGAUAAAUAUAGUUUUGACUAUGUGUAGGGAUCUCGCGCUGAUGAUAGUAAAUAUGCGGUUACGCGAUUGGACUGUAACCAUCCCAAGGCUACGUAUGAACCCGCAAGCCAACAUAUUGUUAGAUGCCACACAAAGCAUCAGCAUCGGCCCGAUAUUACAUACUUACAUCCUAUU